Molecule: messenger RNA, 1411 nt
Organism: Phalaenopsis equestris
Lineage: Eukaryota; Viridiplantae; Streptophyta; Magnoliopsida; Asparagales; Orchidaceae
Product: triacylglycerol lipase 1
Exons: 9
Coding region: 64-1263 (399 amino acids)
Biological process (GO): lipid metabolic process
Molecular function (GO): hydrolase activity, acting on ester bonds
Source: RefSeq, a predicted model, not a curated record
GAUCGCUCAUCUCGCUCCAUCAUAAAAUUUCCGUAGAAGCUCUGGGCUGUGAGAUUGGUGAAGAUGGAAUGGGAGACCUCGAGCUGCUGGGCUUCGGCCUCGCUCAUGGCCAUCGUUCUUCUAGGGUACCUAAGUUCUGUCUACGGCGUUCCACAGAACAACGAUGGACUCUGCGCUCUGAUAGUUCGUCCCAUGGGCUACCCUUGCACUGAGUACACAGUCCAGACUGAGGAUGGCUAUCUACUAACACUUCAACGUAUUUCAAAUGGGCGAAGUGCAUUAACUGGAUACAAUGGCCCUCCUGUUUUCCUUCAGCAUGGCCUCUUUCAGGGGGGUGACACUUGGUUUCUAAAUUCCGUCGAUGAGUCUCUCGGGUUCAUACUCGCUGAUCAUGGUUUUGAUGUGUGGGUUGGAAAUGUGCGUGGCACACGUUGGAGUCGUAAGCACGCCACUUUAUCCGAGCAUGACCGUGCAUUUUGGGAUUGGAGUUGGCAGGAUUUGGCUCAGUAUGAUUUGGCGGCUAUGUUGAGCUAUAUAAAGACUGAAACAUCUUCUAAAGUUUUAUACAUAGGCCAUUCACAGGGGACUAUUAUGGCAUUUGCUGCCUUUACCAUUCCAGAUAUUGUCAAAAUGGUUGAAGCAGCUGCUCUUCUUUGUCCAAUAUCUUAUCUAAAUCAUAUCAGUUCCAAUUUUGUUAUUAGAGCUGUUGGCAUGCAUCUAGAUCAGAUGCUUCUCUCUGUAGGCAUUCAUCAGCUAAAUCUCCGAAGCAAUAUAGGUGUUCAAAUACUGGAUUCAUUGUGUGAUGGACAUGUGGAUUGUGGCAAUCUGCUGGGCGCAAUAACAGGGGAUAAUUGUUGCUUCAAUGCAUCUCGUGUGGAGUAUUAUUUGGAAUAUGAGCCCCAUUCAACAUCAACAAAAAACCUACACCAUCUUUUCCAAAUGAUAAGAAAGGGCACAUUUGCAAAAUAUGACUUUGGCUGGUGGAAAAAUCUAAAACAUUAUCACAGUUCUCAACCCCCUGCAUUCAAUCUGGGUGAUAUCCCCGAGUCUCUCCCACUGUUGAUAGGCUAUGGAGGCAGUGAUGCAUUAGCAGACCUCACUGAUCUAAAGCGCACCAUAAAUGAACUGAAAUCCAAACCCGAACAACUUUACGUCGAGUCGUACGGCCAUAUCGACUUCAUCUUAAGCGUAAAGGCGAAAGACGAUGCUUAUCAGGAUCUGAUUAGGUUUCUUCAGUCGAGAGCAAGUUCUAGCAGCUAUUAGACUGUGUUGUUUAGCAGUAAACUUACAUGUAUAUUAAUUUAACAUGUAUUUUAUGAUGUUUAGCAGUUUGUGAGUCUGGAUGUUGCAAAAGUGUUUGUUUUAUUGUAAAUGUUAUUUGGUUUUAUAUCAAGAUAUGUUUUUGUGCUCA